Colletotrichum siamense is the source of this 897-nucleotide messenger RNA. RefSeq names its product Extracellular metalloprotease. The record is from RefSeq and is a predicted model, not a curated record. The coding region runs from base 1 to 897 and encodes 298 amino acids. NCBI's taxonomy places the organism in Eukaryota, Fungi, Ascomycota, Sordariomycetes, Glomerellales, Glomerellaceae. Gene Ontology annotation, molecular function: metallopeptidase activity. The transcript is spliced from 2 exons.
AUGAAGGGUCUUAUUAUCGGACUGGCCUCUUUUGGCCUCACCAGUGCCGCCGCAGUCAGCUCUUUGGCGCAGCCCGUAGCUCGCCGAGGGUGCCUCGUCUCCGACGAGGGCGCUAUUCAAGACCCGGCCAUCCAAUACAUGGAAAAGACUGUUCGCCGUCAGAACUUCCCGAGCAACUUCACUGUCGACGUUAAUUUCCAUCUCGCCAGCACCGAGGAAGAAGCGGACCUGAUCACGGACGAGAUCGUCGAUGCGCAAUGGAAGGUUCUCCACGAGGCCUUCGCUAGGUACGACAUCAACCUUGUGCUCAACUCGACUGAGCGUACGGUCGACAACCUGACUGGUUCCGCUUUCCUCAUCAACGAGGGACCCGACAAGGGCUGGGUUUAUCACGAGGAAGAGUACAAUACGUAUCUGAAGGCGACUCGCAAGGGCGGAUAUGAUGCUUUGAACCUGUACUUCUUCAGCAGUUACUCGCCGGGUGCUACAGGCUACUGCCAGUGGCCUACACCUCUCGCCGAAACCGACGAGUUGACCUUUUGGAAGGAUUCGUGCCAGCUGAGCGCAAUGACUAUGCCAGGCUUCACCGCUGAGCAGGGCGCUUUCGAGUCGUGGAACCUUGGCCAUCUUGCGGUUCACGAGAGUGGCCAUUGGUUUGGUCUGAACCACACCUUCGCCGGUGGCUGCUCAGAGCCUGGCGACUUUGUUUCAGACACGCCAGCGCAGCUCACCCAGAUCUUUGGCUGUCCCGAGGGUUCCGACUCUUGCCCAAACCAACCCGGUUUGGACCCCAUUCACAACUACAUGGGCUAUACUGAUGAUGCUUGCACGAACGAAUUUACUCCGGGACAGAAGGACCGCAUGUUUUCAACCUUCUUCAACUUCCGUAGGAAGUAA